AUGGCAUCCCAACCUCCCAACCCAUCAACCACCCGCACCCCCUCACCCGACCCCUUCGACGCCCUCCUAACCCUAGAAGACACCCUCUACACCACCGCCUACAACCUCGGGGUCUCGGACGGCGCGCACGCCGGCCGAAUCGAAGGACGAAUCUUCGGUUUAGAAAAAGGCUUCGAGAAGUUCGCUUCUCUUGGGGAACUCCACGGACGGAGUGUAGUAUGGGGAUCACGAUUACCAGGUCUCACAUUCAAUAUCGUAUCAAAGGAGGAGGAGAGUAAAACGCUGCCGCAGUUAAAGAGUAAUGAGAGACUACGCAACAACACAACACUCCUGCACUCCCUAACCGACCCCCUCACCUUCGACACCGCAAACACCGAAGAAGGCGUCGCGGAUUUCGACGACAGGUUCAAGCGCGCUGGGGCGAAGGCAAAAGUCAUUGAGCGAAUUGUCGGCGAAGCCGAAAGUAACAGUGCCUCUACAAAAUCACCUGAUGGAUCACGAUCACCAGCGCGAGGGAAGACGGGGCCGGUGAGAGUGACUGGGCAGAGUAAGGCGGGUGGUGCGAAGAAGGGGGAUGAUAGUAUAGAGGAUUUUGCAGGAUCGAAGUUGUUGCGCUGA
Messenger RNA from Alternaria arbusti, 618 nucleotides. RefSeq lists its product as uncharacterized. The transcript has a single exon. The coding region runs from base 1 to 618 and encodes 205 amino acids. The record is from RefSeq and is a predicted model, not a curated record. Lineage: Eukaryota; Fungi; Ascomycota; Dothideomycetes; Pleosporales; Pleosporaceae.